UCACCCACCGGUGUGGCCCCGUCUGCGGUGCCCACGCGCACCAGUUCAGAGGGGCCGGGUCCCGGUUACCCCUGGCGCUGCCCGGGAACGUGGGGCUGAAUUCCUGCUCCCCGCGGGCUGGGCAGGGCAGGACCGGCACGGGCGGGGCCGCUCCUGGCCCCGGUGGCAGGACCGAGACGUGUCGGCUACGUGGCCCCGGGGCGGGGCGGGCGGCACCGACACGCGAGCGGGGCUGGGUGAGUGGGUACCGGGGGGCACCGGCGGUACCGGGUGUGCUGGCUCAGUGGGUACCGGGAGCACCGGCGGUACCGGGUGUGCUGGCUCAGUGGUACCGGGGGCACCGGCGGUACCGGGUGUGCUGGCUCAGUGGUACCGGGGGAUACACUGGGUGGGCAGCGCCAGCCGGUCCCAGCGCUCUGCGUUCCCAGCGCAGCCCCUCGCACCCUCCCCGCCGUGCGAACCGGGCAGCUCCCGGAGCCCCCUCCCCUCUCCCUCGCCGCGUUCCCACGGGCCCUCCCGCCGCCCCCCGACCCGGUGUUCCCGUCCCGCCGCAGCCCGAGUCGCGGGAUGAGGGAGCCGCCGGUGAUGCUGAUCCUGCUGCUGCUGCUGGGGCCGGCGGGCUGGGCCGCCCCCAGGGCGGGGACGAACAGGUACGGGGGGCACCGCACCGUGAUGGAGGCGGUGGAACGGGGGGCACGGGCAGGGCAAGGCGGAGGUGCGGUGCUUUCAUGGGGACAGGGGCACAGGUGGAGUACGAGGUGGCCGAGGGAGGCUCAUGUGGCUGCGCUGAUCUGAGGCUUCACAGUGCGGGACUGGACUCAUGGGUCUGCGGGGGCUGUGGUGGGGGGCGUCAGGCCCAAGUGGGCAGCCCCCCAGGGCCACAGGUAACCCCCUGUCUGCUGGCCAGGCCUGAGCCCGCCGUGGAUCCGUAUCCCGACCCGCUGAGCCCGGAGUCUCCUGCACCGCUGCUGCUGUGGAGUGCAGUGCGGAGCCUGGGGCCGCCGGAGCAGGACGUGGAGGCCAUGACACGGGAGCAGGCCCUGCUCUACCUCUUCGUGCUCCAUGACCACGACCAGAGCAGGCACCUGGACGGGCUGGAGCUGCUGCAGUUACUUGGCACGGUGCUGGCACAGGCUGGGGGACAGCCGGACCCCGACAUGGUGGCUGCACUGGUGGACCAAGCCCUGGCAAGGCAGGACCUGAAUGGGGAUGGGCUGCUGAGCCCCUCUGAGCUGCUGGACCCCCCUGAGGUGCUCUUGCCUGGCCAGAAGCAGGGACCCCCAGGACAGCCCCCCCCAGAGCAGCAGGCAGGGGUUGGGGCUGUGCCUGGGGCGGGCACAGAGAUGCCCACACAGGACCAGGGGCUGAGAAGCCCAGAACAGGCAGAGACUGGAGACCCCCAGACUGGAGACCCUGAGGAUGGAGCCCCCAAAGUGGAAUCCCUCGAGGUGGAAUCUCCCAAUGCUGAGGCCUUGGAAGCAGAAGUCAUCCCUGAAGCCAAAGCCCCCAGUAGUGAUACCACAGAGGAAGAGGAAGCCCCUGAGGCUGAAGCCCCUGAGGAGCAGGCAGCCCCAGCCUGGAGGGACCAUGGGGAGGGGUAGGCAGUGGGGCUGGGGGAUGCAGUGCC
Catharus ustulatus (Swainson's thrush) is the source of this 1627-nucleotide messenger RNA. It is a transcript of the gene CGREF1, whose product is annotated as cell growth regulator with EF-hand domain 1. NCBI's taxonomy places the organism in Eukaryota, Metazoa, Chordata, Aves, Passeriformes, Turdidae. The transcript is spliced from 4 exons. The coding region runs from base 729 to 1601 and encodes 290 amino acids. The record is from RefSeq and is a predicted model, not a curated record.